AUGGGUAGUCAGACGGCCAAGAGAGUCUCUGCUAUCUCCAUCAGACUCGGGUCAAGCAAGUCUAAGGAAACUGUUCCAACUCUUGCUCCAAAAACACUUUCAGUAGCAGCAGCUUUUAAUGAAGAUGAAGAUAGUGAACCAGAGGAAAUGUUCCCAGAAGCAAAGAUGAGGAUGAAGAAUAUUGGAAGGGAUACACCAACCUCAGCUAGACCAAACUCCUUCAAUAAGGGGAAGCAUGGGUUUUCUGACAACCAGAAGCUGUGGGAAUGA
This is a messenger RNA of Jaculus jaculus (lesser Egyptian jerboa), 270 nucleotides long. RefSeq names its product PEST proteolytic signal-containing nuclear protein-like. The record is from RefSeq and is a predicted model, not a curated record. The transcript has a single exon. Gene Ontology annotation, biological process: proteasome-mediated ubiquitin-dependent protein catabolic process; protein ubiquitination. Gene Ontology annotation, cellular component: nucleus. Bases 1 to 270 code for a protein of 89 amino acids. NCBI's taxonomy places the organism in Eukaryota, Metazoa, Chordata, Mammalia, Rodentia, Dipodidae.